Molecule: messenger RNA, 2200 nt
Organism: Rotaria sordida
Lineage: Eukaryota; Metazoa; Rotifera; Eurotatoria; Philodinida; Philodinidae
Source: the annotation of a GenBank genome assembly
AUGCAAACUCUGGAAUUUGGAUUUUAUUUAUGUGUUGAAUGCGUUGAUCGUUUUAAACAAUUCCCGUCGUCUGGAAAUAUUAAUCAAAGUUUUAUUGAACAUAUUGAAGGAAUAUUUCACGAAAUAUUUUAUGAACAAGCUGAUGUUGAUAAACAACUCCGUCAAUUUAUUAUUAGUAAUCAAGUUGUUCUUCGAGCCAUUGAUUUAGUUUCUGGUUUACUUCAACAAAUGAAAAUAUUAAUGGAUGAUACUAAUGCGCCAAUAUGGAGCAGCAGUCAAGCAAAACCGUUAAUUGUAUUACCGGUUAACAAUAACCGAAGAAAUACAAAACAAGCCAACACGAGUCGAUCUAGUAUGGAUGUUCAAAGUAAACUAGUAGAUAAUAAUUUGAUAUUAUCGAAUGACAGUUUUGAGCGUAAUCAGCAUACUACAACUGUAUCCAUGGCUCUGGUUACACUUAGUAAUGAAAAUGAUGUCUCAUGUAUUUUCGAUGAAGUUAGCGGUCAACUUGAAACAAAUGAGAAACAAAACUGUUCUCUUCCUGGUUCUCGAUUCGAACAUGAUGUUGUUGAUAUGACUGUUGUUCAAAAUGCUAAUACUUUAUUCGAUUUUGUUCGAAAUAUAAACACAGAAUUGGAUAUUAUUCAAAAUGCUCAUAACAAACAUUUAGAAAAUAGUACAGCAACUAAUAAUAUUACAGUUAUAGCUAAUACACAAGUCAUGUGCUCGGAGGUAAUUGGUGACGUUAGAGUGAAAAAUCAAGACUUAAACAAAAAAAAGAAGGAGGAUGUGGAUGUGGGUGGGGGUGGCGGUGGGGGUGUGGGUGUAAGCUAAAAGAAGGAUCACACCCACACCCACACCCAAACCCAAACCCACACCCACACCUACAACCACACCCACACACCCACCCACACACCCCACACCCACACCCACCCGCACCCGCACCCGCACCCACACCCCAUACCCACACCUACAUCCACACCCAUACCCACACCCACACCCACACCCACCCGCACCCGCACCCAUACCCACACUCACACCCACCUCUGUAAUUGACUAAAUCAAGGAUUUCGUAUCGGCCAUUCUUUACGAAAGCCCUACAAAAAAUACGUGACGAGUUGCAACCUUCUCAAUUCUGAUUUUUUCUUUCCUUUGAUUUUGUCAUAGUACGUAGUUGUUCUGUUUGAUGUGUAGACAGAUUCCAUUGAAGCGUUGUAUAUUAGAGUGCUCUUUCAUAUGGACGUUUUGAAUUUGGGAGCCGGCUCGUAUUCUUUUUUUGCAGCGCCGAAGUUUUACAUCCUGCCAUAGAAAUCGCGCUUAUUAAUAAGAAAAAAAGUUUACUGCUUAUGCUCUUGAGACUUUGUUGACUAACAAAACAUGAAAGGACGAAAGAAUUCACUUGAAUUUCGAAUGUACAAAUGAAGUGAGUGUUUUUUAAGAGAGAGUCCGCGAAAAACUCAAACAUUUUUCUAGACACCGACCGGGACAAAUUUUUUUCCAAUUUUAACUAUAUAGUUCGGAAGAGCACUCAUUUUUUGCCGACAAAUCCAAAAUUUUAUCGAUUUGAAACCUUUUCUAAAAAAUUUUAGCCUGUGUCAACUUUUUUCACCCCCCCGCCAUUUUGUUCGCAAAUUCACUGUUAAUCAUAUUUUGACAUUUUCUCUAAAAUGACUAACGCUGUCGAGUUCAUCGAAGUUUUAUUUGAUAGCUAUUAAGAGAGGGUUCGCGAGAGAAUCACCCUAGGUCGCCGGAGAAAAUUUUUUUUUUCGAUUUUAUUUUCUUAAAUGAUAGGUCUAGUUAAACUAUAGUUAAAACCAAAAUAUUAACACAUUUGGUUUUACCUAUAAAAAAUGCGAGCUAAAACAAGUUUAAGGGGGUCAAAAUUGACCCUAAAAAGUCGCUAAAAAUGGGUGUGCUCAGUAUUUUCACAUUUUCUCACGAAUGGUUUGACCGUUUGAGAUCGGGCACAUCUCAUUAGAUAGGGAAUAGUAUAGGCUACAAAUUUAUUCAACUUUGAUGAUUCAUAUCUGAGAUAAAAGAAACCUUAUAGAUCAAAAACCUUCCAAAUCUCAAGAAAUUCGACACUCUGGGAUAGCAGUAUUUUGGGCUUUUCUUGAGUGGUGCAAGCGGUCCCAAACUUCUUUUUUUACCAGACAUAGAUCUUAUCAAGAUACAUCUUUUGACAUUAAAUUGUCAAGAC